CUAGGUUCAUGAAAGAAUGUUGCCAAAUAAUAAUUGUGUCUGAAGUGGCCAACUUAUCAAGCAGUCGGUUAACAGAUUGAGUUUGGAAUUAUUUCCUUUCCAGCGGACGAGAAACUUUCAAAACCAUUUACGAUGGAUUAUCAAAGACAGUCCGAAUUUGAAAACGCACGAACGUCUCCAGUACGCACACCCGUACAGUACGGUUUUCAGUCACCAGUUGAAACCCCACGUGAAAAUAAAAAGCAACUUUUGAACGUCUUUCUUACCGGUGGUCUUCCAACGCAACAAUUUUCUCCCUUGGAGUCCCGGUCUCUGGUUCGCGGAGAAACAAGCGUGAAGAGAACAUCAAACUCCGGUAGAAACGAAGAUUAUGUUCCUCCAACCCAGUUGAAAACCAAGGAUAAAUGGUCGGCUGAUAGGAAUACUCCAAAGGGAAGAGCACCGCCUCGAUACUCCUUAUUAGAAGAGAGCGAAACAAACUCUGGAAGUGCGUCAAAAGAUCUCUCUUUUCGUACUGUAGCAUCUCCGCAGUUGAGGAAUCAAUUCGAAAGGACAGAACCUUCUCUUUCUCCUCGUUCAGAGGGCACUUCUUGUUGGGUUACUGUCUUUGGCUUUGGUCCUUCUCUCCAAGCUGCUGUACUUCGAGAAUUUAGGAACUAUGGGGAAAUUGUAAGAUAUAUUCCUGGAAAAGGAAAUUGGAUGCAUAUUUGUUAUCGAACUUUGUUGCAGGCACAAAUGGCAACUGGAAAGAGAAUUCAUAUGGUCGCUGCGACUACGAUGGUAGGCGCAAUUCCUUGUUCUGAGCAAGAAAUUUUAAGAGAGGAAUCUAUAUCGACGCCAGCAGAUAAAGGAAGUGUAUCAAAAACCAGGUAUAUUUCAAAUUUUGGCAAUAAUAUAGGCACGCAGUAUCAUGAUUUCCAUUCUCAAACGAGUAGUCUCUAUAUGGACGCUCCUCGCCCAGCAGCAGGAUUUCUGGAAACUCUUCGAAAUAUUUUCAAUUAUUGGAGUCAGUAGAUAUCUUUUAGGUUGUAGAACUUUAUUUUUGAAUGUGUUGACAAGUUAUAUUUCCAACUUUUUGAUGAUAAUUUGGAAGAGGACACAUCACAAUUGAGACAUCUGAGUAUCAAUGGAAUUGAGUGUUGAAAUGUUUUCAUAUGUUUUUUGGGAUAAUUUGCUAUUGAUGUAGUUAGGCUAAUUCUGUUAUUUAGCUUCAUUUGUAGUCUUAGUCUAAAACUAAUAGAAGGAUAAAAUAAAUGGCUUCCUUGACACGAUGGUUAUCAAAAAGUAGUGUAGUUAAUUAUUUCGAACGACCUUUGUGGUAAGUCUAGCCUCUGGAACAGGAAGUUUUGUAUAGCAUCAAUGCUUCAUCCUUUCAUAUGUAUCAAACUUAGCAAAUGAGCUCGCAUAGUUUCAACACAAAUGCAAAACGUGUGUUUCAAUGUUGUUGAAUGUUUGCAUUCUGUUUCGGCGGCUUGGUUCAAGGCUUGCCAUUUUCUUCUAUCACAAAUUCUUAAUUGUCUCUAGUCCUUCCAUAUUCAGUUAACACUAUGUCACUGUAUGCUUGGUUAUCCCAUGCGGGACUUACAAAUAUAGCACCUCUCAUUAAAAUAUGCUAGAUUCAU
This is a messenger RNA of Galdieria sulphuraria, 1622 nucleotides long. RefSeq lists its product as uncharacterized. Gene Ontology annotation, molecular function: single-stranded DNA binding; phospholipid binding; structural constituent of nuclear pore. The record is from RefSeq and is a predicted model, not a curated record. Gene Ontology annotation, cellular component: nuclear pore central transport channel; nuclear membrane; nuclear pore nuclear basket. Gene Ontology annotation, biological process: regulation of DNA-templated transcription; NLS-bearing protein import into nucleus; nuclear pore organization. Bases 133 to 1014 code for a protein of 293 amino acids. NCBI's taxonomy places the organism in Eukaryota, Rhodophyta, Bangiophyceae, Galdieriales, Galdieriaceae. The transcript is spliced from 2 exons.